This is a messenger RNA of Oncorhynchus masou masou (cherry salmon), 4872 nucleotides long. Its product is annotated as riboflavin kinase-like. The transcript has 4 exons. Gene Ontology annotation, biological process: FMN biosynthetic process; riboflavin biosynthetic process. The record is from RefSeq and is a predicted model, not a curated record. Gene Ontology annotation, cellular component: mitochondrion. Gene Ontology annotation, molecular function: riboflavin kinase activity. Lineage: Eukaryota; Metazoa; Chordata; Actinopteri; Salmoniformes; Salmonidae. Bases 550 to 1038 code for a protein of 162 amino acids.
UCUCUGACCCACACUCCAGUACAGUAGGUGGCGGUAAUGCACCAAAACGUUGGACGCCCACUGCUGAUAAAUCCCACCGAACAAGAAGUACGUACAGAAUAAUACUAUAUGCUCUGAGACCAGAUUGCAGCAAACCACUGAGCAUCGUCGACUUCAUUCACAUAGGUUAAAUUAGAAAAACACCGAGCAGCGUCGACCUCAAUUACACAUUGAAAUAGACCCACUUAGCUAGGUACUUGACCAAAGCAUAUCAAACUAACGUUACCUAGCUAGUUUAGCUAAAUUAAUUGUUCUGUAAUUUUCGCCGGUCAAUAAACAAUAAAAUACGAACUGUGGUCCUUGUUGGAAUUGCGUGGGAAUAAUCUCUUCCUGCGGUUAGCUAGCUAGUUGUCUUUCGUUUCGAGGUCAUCCUCACCAGUGUGUGUCGAGUUAGCUAACGUUACAGCAAGCUUUUUAGAGACUAGGCUUGACUCGGUAGCUUACUACACAGCUCGUUAACAAUUUAGCUAACGUUUGUUGAAAGUCGUCUCCAGUUGGAAAAGAGCAGACAUGAAGAAUCUUCCGUAUUUCUGCCGGGGGGAAGUCGUUCGAGGAUUCGGACGAGGAAGCAAAGAACUAGGAAUUCUCACAGCCAACUUCACAGACUCUGUGGUGGAGCUCCUGCCUGGCGACAUCAGCACAGGAAUCUACUAUGGCUGGGCGUGCGUGGACAACGGAGACAUCCACAAGAUGGUGAUGAGCAUCGGCUGUAACCCUUACUACAACAACGCCAAGAAAUCCAUGGAGACUCAUGUGAUCCACACGUUUAAAGAAGAUUUCUAUGGCCAGAUCCUCAGUGUAGUCCUGGUGGGAUACAUCCGUCCAGAGAGGAGCUAUGACUCACUUGAUGCCCUUAUAGCAGCGAUCAACCAUGACAUUGAGGAGGCCAAAAGAAAGCUGGACCUCCCUGAACACCUCAAACUCAAAAAGGACAACUUCUUCAUAGCCUCUGCCAGCUCGUCCAUGACGUCGUCCAACAAGAUCACGAAGGGCCACUGAUCACACAACACGUUGUUCAUUCUCGCAUUGCUCAUCACUCGGUAAAGUCGCUGUCGCAAGUAUCCAUCCAAAUUUUAAUUUUUCACUAGGCCUAGUGACCUGGCCGGCAGAGGCCUUGCUUGUAUUUUAGUGUGGAGCAAACAUGAACCACUGACGUUAAGGAGUGCCACGAUUACUUCAUCAAAAAGAGCCAAGUGAUUUUUCCAAACACUGCUUUGGGUGUUUUCCAUUGCAGUUUGAAUGACUGGGUGGCUCUCCUGUCUGUUAUGCUCUUUCUGCCAAUAUGUUACUUUUUCAAACCUUUAGAAUUGGACAAGUUUGGUGCCAAAUGACAUGAUCCUGGUAAUGUGCAACUCCAGGAAUUGAAUGUCUGUUGAGAGGAGCCCAGUACCACCAAAUCCACUGCUAAAGGUGGCAGGUUGCCUAGUGGUUAGAGCGUUGGUCAAGUAACUGAAAGGUUGCUGGUUAAAUUACUGAGCACAUGAGGUGAAAAAUCUGUCGGUGCCCUUAAGCAAGGCACUUAACCCCCACUUGCUCCAGGGAAGCAGUACUAAUAUGGCUUUCCCUGGUCAACACUGUUCCCUGCACCUAUCCAGCAUAUGUGACAAAAUGUCCUUUUGAAAUGAAUGGUAAUUUUGUAUUGUUUAGAAUUGGGGUUCAGUCUCAUGGCUUUGCACUUAGUUUUUCCUCCUUUUCAUUUUCGGGUGUAUUCAAAAUGUCUGCCUUGAAGCAGAGAAGUCCUCUAUCUUUCAUUUGGCUAAAUAGUUGCAUUAUACACAGCACUGAAUUAGUCUGCAUUAUUUUAUUUGAGAAACUGAUGUUCUUAUUUGACCUACACAAACUGCAUGGUUGGCUAAAGACAUGCUUGAAUGCAGCUUCCAGUUCUCUGAUUUCCUUAAUUUGUAUAGUUCCUCAUUGGUCAAAUCCAGCAUUCUCCCACCCCAGCAAUGAGGGCCAUUUUUAUUUAACACUAAAGAUUUGUCUGACAUUUUUUAAAUGGGUCCACAUAACUGUAUGUUGAAAGUUUCCAUAAUUUUUGUUUUUACUGACCCUCAUUCCACUGAGAUAAGAGAAGAAUGAAGCCUUGUUCACACUGCAGGCAUUGGUGCUCAAAUCCGUUUUGGAGUACGGACUGUCCAAACAGCAAGUUACAAGUGACCAAAUCAGAUUUGUGUGUUCAGAUCGCAGUCAUUUGCUGACAUGGCUACGCAAGUUGUUACUAUGACAACGGGGUGUGUGAGCAGUGGUGUAGGAUGAUUUUGUUGGUGGUGCUCAUGCUUCCUGUCACUCAGAAGUUGUGUAGCAAGCUAAGGUGACACCAAUGCCUGCCAUGAACAUUUCCCAGUUGCUUUGAAUGUUCAAAAUCAGUGAAUGAACACUUUUUCUUUUUAAAGCUCAAAGGAUAAGAUGAACCAACUUUCAAAAUGAGUCCUUUUUGGCUAGCCCCAGCAGUCAACUAGGUAGCUCUUUAGCGUUCUAGCACAUUUUACUAAUUUGUUUGUAAACCAUUAAGCUAGUUAGCUACAUGUUCUUGUCAAAGUUGGCAAGCAACAAGACAUACCAAAUAAGUGUUAAAAAUAAUAAUAAUAAAAAUGAGGGCAAGUACAUCAGAUUUGACCAUUCAGACAAGUCGCAUGGCCCGGAAUCAGAUUUGUAGUUGAUUUCAAACCACCUAUGAAGGUGGUUUGAAAUGUGGCUUCAAAUAUCUGAUUCCCUGUGCUUUUGGGCUGUUCAAACUUUAGGGAAAAGAAAUUCAAAUCGGAUAUGCAAAAAACAAAAUGGAUUUGAGUCACUUCAAACUGCCAUUAUGAACAAGUCUCAAGUCCAAGGCUCUGAUUCUCUGCAGAUGGAUGUGGUGGGCAUGUGUGAGUUUUUCUUUCUUUGUCAUUUCGUCAGAGGACAAAGUGGACAGUGUUGCGCAUGCGUACAUAACGCUUUAUAAUAAGUUGUUCAAAAUGAGUUGAGCUAAUGUGAUUAGAGAUUUUAAUGUACUUGAGACUGUUCCUCUGCCAUACUCUUGGCAGAGGAAACAAUAUGGCUGGUGUUAAUAUAUUCAUGUUUACGUAGACCAAAUAUGUGAAUACGGUUCUAUAUCCCCCCCCCCCCCAUGUUCCUCUUCACAUUUUGAGCUUUGUUCCUUUAAAAAAUACGUCAUGGUCGUUUUAUUAUUGCAGGAUACCUUAAAUUCCCCUCCACCCAUACCCAGAAAAUGUACUGGGGUAAGCAAUUGAUAUGCAUAAGUAAAUGGUAUUCAACAAUGACGUAUUGAAAGCUAUGCAAUGUGGGAUGGGGAUCGGUCUCUACCAUUUUUAAAAGGCCAGAGGGAAAGUUUUCUCUUGGUUAAUUUAUGGUUACUGUUUGGUUAGAGCACGGACUUGCCACCAGUUGUCGAGGGAUUUCUGUGUUCCCCAGACCUAUAUACCUGAGUGGUUAGCAGUACUAUACCUUAGACCAACAUAUACAUACAGUUUCUCAAACGUAUACACAGCAGACUCUGCGUUAAUGUAUACCCAGUGUGCUCACUGUCGGUCUUAUCUGACUUCCCCUGUCAUUAGCCUGUGCAGGGUUUCCCAAACUCGGUCCUGGGCCCCCCCGGUACACUUAUCAUGCAGUGCUAGUUAUCUCCUCAGUAGUGUAGUCAUGGGUGUCUCCUGGGAGGGGUAAGACAUGUGCUGAAGCCACUCAAGAGCCUAGCAGCCCCAAGAAAUAUUGUAUUAUUACUGGCAGCACUACACAAUGACCGUGAAAAAAUGUUGGUGCCACCACUGACUAGUUAAACCUACAAUAUACAGUAAGAGAACAUGAUUCAACAAGGGCCAUUCUAAUGUUUAUCUGUUUCCCCCAGCUCCAGUGUUCUGUUUUUUUAAUGGUAUUACACUGAAGGCCGGGGUUGUGUUCAUCAGGUCAGUAGCUGGUUUAUUAAUGCUUUUCAUCUGGUCAGACCCCUAUUGAAAUGUUUCCCUGUGAUUUCAAGUUUUGUUAGGACUACAGCUGUCUGGGUGUGUUUGUCCUCUGUACCUAACUGUCAGAUGUUCUAUAAAUCAGUGCAGCUAGAAGUGCUCAUUAAACUGUCAAAACAACAUGGCUUAUAUUUGAUCAAGUACCAGGCACUAGUGUUGGAUUAGGCAACUGUACUCCCGAGGCAUCUGUUCGUAAUACUAGUAGGCUUGCUCUCCAGUUUGGCACCAAACCACAGCCCUGAGCCAACAUGUUUCCUUUGUUUAAUAAUGAGAUCAUCUAGCUCAGUCGAGACCGUGCUCAGUAGAAUCAGACCAAUGCCAUUAACCAGGGUCAUCUGCUUCUUCUCACACUCUUCUUUCACUUGUAUUCUGCCUUUAUAAAGAAACAAAGUGUAGAAUGGCAGAAUGGCCUAUUCCCAAAAUGUGCUUUAGCUGGAUAAGCCACAUCCUUGUAAAUAAUUGAUAUGCUUUCCAAGAGUUUACCUAACCUCCAAUACAAUGUUAUUUUCUAGUCCUUUCAGCUGUGAUUGCAUACGUUUGACUGUUGUAAGAAAUCAUGGAAUUCUGUAGUUAUUGAAGCAUCAUGUCAUAGCUUUGGAUUUUUGUUUAGUCUUUUCCCAGUUAACCAUGGGUCUGUGUUCAGGGACCAGUCGUAUGUGUUGGGCUUGUUCAAAAUCCUUUUGUCCUGCUGCUGUAUGGUCCUGCCUGACGUUGUAUUCUUAUUAAACAUGUUCGAAGUUGCAUCUCUCGUAGGCUGCAGUGUAACUGUCAGAUGAUUCAACAAUAAUUUAUUUACUGGUAGUACUCCUUUGCACAGGUGACACUUUCAGUGGUGUAAAGUACUUAAGUAAAAAUAAAGUAAAGUACUACUUUA